AUGGGAACGCUCACGUGUAAUGAGCCCGUGAAGGGAGGGGCGCAGACAAACGUUUUCUUCAUAUGUUUCCAACUGUCAGGAUCCACUGAAAAAGACCUCGCAGCAAUGGCGGAGGCUCAUCAGGCAGUAGCAUUCCAGUUCACAAUCACACCAGAGGGUAUUGAUCUGCAGCUGUCCUAUCAGGCCCUGAACCAGAUCUACCUGUCCGGAGUCCGAUCCUGGAAGAAGCGAGUCAGCCGCAUGAAGAACAGAGUGAUAAAGGGAGUCUAUCCUGCUAGCCUUUCCUCAUGGCUCUUUGUUGCCAUAGGGAUCCUGGCUACCAUGUAUAUGCAGUCAGAUCCCAGCAUGGGGCUCAUCGCAAAGAUACAGCAGCAUCUUCCAUUAAGUCUCCAUGUUUUACUCAGCAUUCAGGGUCAAACCAUGUUGUCAGCCCUGGUCUUCAGCACUCUGCUGUGGCUCUCCCUCAUCCUCGCCCUCCGCUUCUGCCUAAAGCUGCUGCUCUCCUAUCACCACUGGAUGUUCGAGCAGCAUGGGAGAGUUUCCAACACCACCAAAGUCUGGGUGACUCUGAUGAGGUUAUUUUCAAGAAAUAAGCCUUUGCUCUACAGCUACCAAACCUCCCUUCCUCACCUUCCUGUUCCUGCCAUACAGGACACACUGAACAGGUAUCUGGAGUCAGUGCACCCUCUGCUGUCGGAUUCAGAAUUUCAGCUGAAGACAAACUUGGCCAAAGGCUUUGAGUUGUCCCUGGGACACCGGCUCCAGCGCUACCUCAAACUUAAAGCUCUGUGGGCCACCAACUAUGUAAGCGACUGGUGGGAGGAAUACGUCUACUUGAGAAGUCGAGGGCCGAUAAUGGUCAACAGCAAUUACUAUGGCAUGGACUUUCUGUAUGUGACGCCAACAUCAGUGCAGGCAGCCCGAGCAGGAAACACCAUCACUGCUCUCAUGCUCUACCGACGCAAAAUAAACCGAGAGGAGCUCACACCGAGUCGUGUUCCAGGUACUGUGAUCCCUCUGUGUGCAGCUCAGUGUGAAAGGAUGUUCAACACAAUUCGAACACCAGGAGUUGAGACUGAUGAGCUCAGGCACUGGCAGGACAGUGAGUUUGUGGCGAUAUACCAUAAGGGACGAUAUUUCCGAUUGUGGGUGUACCGGGCGGGUCGGCUGCUCUCUCCCAGAGAGAUCGAAUAUCAGAUCCAGAGAAUCCUGGACGACCCUUCACCACCGUUUCCUGGAGAGGAAAAACUGGGAGCUCUAACUGCAGGAGAACGGAUCCCCUGGGCUCAGAUGCGCCAGCAGUUCUUUAGCUCUGGUGUUAAUAAAAAGUCUCUUGAUGCCAUUGAGAAGGCGGCGUUCUUCAUAACGCUUGACGAUGAAGAGCAGGGAAUGAAAGGAGAUGACCCGGCAGGAAACCUGGAUCGCUAUGCUAAGUCUUUGCUCCAUGGCAAAUGUUACGACAGGUGGUUUGAUAAAUCUUUCUCCAUUGUGAUCUACAAAAAUGGGAAGAACGGCCUGAAUGCAGAGCACUCCUGGGCUGAUGCACCGACAGUGGCUCAUCUUUGGGAGUACACUCUCGCUACAGACGCCUUUCAGCUGGGUUACACUGAGGAUGGACACUGUAAGGGAGAAGUGGAGCUCUCGCUGCCUCCGCCUCAAAGGCUUGUGUGGGAAAUCUCUCCAGAGGUUCAGGCUCAAGUCUGCAGCUCUCUGGCUGUCGCCCAGGCUUUGGCAGAUGAUGUGGACUGCCAUGUCUUUCCCUUUAGGGAUUUUGGAAAAGGUUGCAUCAAGAAGUGCAAGAUCAGCCCCGAUGCCUUCAUACAGAUAAGCUUACAGCUGGCCUACUACCGGGACCGAGGUGGUUUCUGCCUGACAUACGAGGCAUCAAUGACUCGUCUGUUCAGGGAGGGUCGAACAGAAACCGUCAGAUCCUGCUCCAAAGAAAGCUGUGAUUUUGUCAAAGCUCUGGAAGGUGGAAAAACAGAGGAGGAGUGCAGGCGUCUUUUCCGACAGGCUUCAGAAAAGCAUCAGAACCUUUAUCGAAUGGCCAUGACUGGAGCUGGGAUAGAUAGACACCUUUUCUGCCUCUAUGUGGUUUCCAAAUACUUAGGAGUAGAUUCCCCUUUUCUGCAUGAGGUUCUGUCUGAGCCUUGGCGCCUCUCCACCAGUCAGACCCCCGUUCAGCAGCUGGAGCUGUUUGACCUGAAGAACCACCCGGAUUACAUAUCACUUGGUGGAGGAUUUGGACCUGUUGCAGAUGACGGUUAUGGGGUUUCAUACAUCAUUGUUGGAGAGGACCUUAUAAACUUCCAUGUGUCAUCAAAGCACUCCUGCAGUGAGACUGACUCCCACAAGUUUGGAGCUCAGAUACAAAAAGCUCUUCAAGACAUAAUGGCCCUGCUAUCGAACGAUGCAAAAACCUCGCCUUCCUCCAAAGUCACCAACCAGCCGCAGUUCAAGAAGCUCCGCUGAGUACAGCUGGACAGAAUACACAGAUAUAAGCCUUUAGAACCAGCCAGCCUGUGAUAGGAGAGGAUCAGUUAAUAUUAGGCCAGGUAUGACAUUCCUAUUAUAAAGAAAUAAUUCCACAGAUAUUAGGUUUUACAAGGUCUUAUUUUAGACUAAAUAUUCAAAGUUGUGGCAAAUAUGUAUUUCAGCUUGGAAUAAUAUUUUUAAUCAUAAUAUGUAAGGGGUUAUGUUUUUUUUUUGUAAAGCACUGAAAGAACAAACAACAGUGAGCCAGCAGACUGUAAGCACAUGUCCAUAAGACCUACUACAUACAGAGUUGUUAGACUAAUACUGCUAAGUAAUAGCAAAAGUUCUCUGUUUCCUUUAAAUCUAACAAGCUAAUGUUAGCUCUUGGAUUAGCCAUGCUAACUGCUCAAGAGUCUUGCAAUUUCUGUUUUUAACUCUGAUGCAGCUGAAGCCACAGGAUGAUGUGAUGACUUUCAUUAGAUCUUAGAUGUGGCCCAUCUCUGAUCCAGAGUCAGAGGAACAAAGAUUAGUUUCUUCAGGGAACAAUCAAAGUGAGAAAGCAGCCACAAGCACUAUUCUUACUUCUUCAGAGGAUGAAUUUAAUCAGGGAAAAAUAUACUCACCUUCCAGCUUUUUAGAUAUGCCUUGCUUGUUCAUACUUAGACCCUUCUACUUUCCAAAGUGUUUUAAAUCUUCACAGCACAGAUUCAACAUCUCAAAAAUAUUUUUGCUGACAUUUUGGUCCAUAUUUGACGUGAUAACAUUACAUAGUGACCGCAAAGUUUUCAGCUGCACAUCUGAAAUAUUAAUCUCACAAACCACCACAUCCCAUAGGUGCAUUGUCAGCGACAAUAGGUAGGCUGUGGUGUUUAAACCAAAAGUGUAGCAAGAAAUGAUCCCCCACACCAUUAUACCACCGCCACCACGGGCCGGAACCUUCGUUGUUUAGCCCAUAUGCUGACCCAGUCAUCUUAAUGUUUUAACUUAAACGUCAGGCACUAGGCUGGACAAUGACCAAUUUUUAUCUUGACACAAUACAGAGCCAGUAGGGUAAAUGAGGUAAAAUCUCCAAAGCUCACUGCGAGACGGGCAUCUUAGUGUCACCUAGUUUUACCAGGUUUGGUUAGAUGAGACUAAGAGUGAGACUUUCAGCAACACACACUGCUGGAGGGGUUGACUUAAAACAAAAUAUGAAUAUGAAAAAAAACCUCAUUCCCACUGUUAAGUACGCUGGAGGAUCUGUGAUGCUGUGGGCUUGUUUCUAUUUUAAAGGCUCUGGGAAACCGGUUUGAGUACAUGGCAUAAUAAACCCUUUGAAAUAUCUGGAGAUUUUCAAACAAAUGUCUGAUGGAUCCUGCCAAUAAACUGGUCUUCAUUGGGUCUUAAAGCUUGAUCCAAAACAUAUGCCAGAAUCAACAUUCAUAAAGAAACCAAAGCAUAUUUGUUUUAAAAUGUCUUGUGCAUAAAAAUGGAAUGACAAAGGGAAUACGUUUUUAACAAAUUUACUAAAAUCUAAUAAAAACCUCCUGGAUGGAGUGACACGUAUUGCUCAGGUUGGAAUUUUGGCCAUGUUUUCCUACAGCGACUGCCUGCAAAUUUUGAAGGUUCUGGGGUCCUUUCUGUUCACUCCUGUCUUCUGUUGUUUCUAUAGAUUUUCACUUAGAAACAAUUCCGGUGAUUGGCUGGGGCAUUCUUGUAGUUUUACAGUCUCAUCUUCAGAUUCGUUGAAAACAUGUCCCUGUACAUGUCUCCAUUCAUCCUUCCUCCAAUUAUAUGAAGUCUGCCAGUACCAUCUGCUGUAAAAGAGCCCAAACCAUUAUGUUCCCACCUGUAAGCCUCACUUGACCCAUGGUGUUUAGGGGUGAAGUGCAGAACCUCUAUACAUGGAUAUAUGCAGUGACAUCCAAAGUGCUCAGCUUUGGCCUCAUUUGACCAGACAAUAUUCUCCCAGUAUUUCACUGGCUUGUUUAAAUCAUCGGCAGCUGUAAAUAAGCGUCAUCAUGCUUCUUCAGCAGGAAGGGUGGACUGAGGCCAUUGCAUUUGAAAGCAUUACUGUUUUGUGCCUGGUCUUUCUGAAGCUCUUUGCCAGUGUUCCAUAGCUUUUGAACAAUUAUUCUGUUUACUCCUCUGGUAGAAAUCUUAUGUCAGGCUGGCUUAUGGAGACAUUUUGUUCAUUCUGCCUUCAGAUUACUGCCCCCCAACAGCAUUCACUGAAAUAUUCAGAAGUUUAGUAACACUGUUAUAACAUUGCCAUUAGUAUGUUGUGCAGCAUGAAGACUUUUUUGUGAAAGGUUCUUGCCUACUAUGUCGUCAUACUACUGUGUGCAGUACUUUGGUGAUGAAAGACCUCUUUAUAUGCCCACAGUUAAUGUUAACCAUCUGAGAUGGAUUUGAAAAAGUCUGCUUUCUAAUUAGUCACAUAUUUAAUAUGGUUUCAUGGCAUUCUCUGCCUUUCUUAAAUGUCUUUCUUCCUGUGUUCCAAACUCUUUUACCCAUAAUUUGUCAACUAAUUUGCUUGGAAGUCAUUUUAUGUGUGGGUGACUUGAGUUCUGGUGUUCUUCUAAUGUAAGCUUUCUCAUUGGCCUCAUUCUAAAUAUUCAAACCAUAUUAAUGUGGAUGAUAAAAAACAGAUGGUGUUUGAGUAUGUUACAGUUUAUACAGAACUGUUUACAGGAUAGAGGCUAGCAAGAAGGAAGAGGAAAAUACUUUUUACUGUUUUGUUAGUGAUUUGUAAUAUAAAGAUGUAGAUAUAUCAUUAAUUAGUCUUGUAGUAGUAGAUCAUUUUUAUUGCUUUCUCAUUUAUUGGUUUGGGGUUUGUUUAAUUCUUUAGAGUGAAAGCCAUGUGCGCAGCAUAAAUGAAUUCACUGUGUUCUAUGUUUACAAAUUAAAUGACAUGACCAUCCCUCAUCCCCCCAGCUCCGGCUCAGCCCCACAGCCUUACAGUGCAGUAGUUGUUUUAAUUCAGUUACGGGAAGGAAGUUAGAAAGUAUGUCAUUUGGGUGAGCCAUAUAGCCUCUGACUAACAUAUCCUUUAACAUAAGCUAAUGUAAAUAAAAAUGUAGCCAAGAAUCUCACUGGCUAAAAACCUGCUGGCUGCUGAAAGAAACCCUUGUGCCUGUAUUUUAAAUCUGCUCCACUCAACAGUAUCAAUGCAAAUAUUUGAGUCAAUGCAAAGCCAGUGGGAAAGUUCUUAAACCACAGUAAAAUGCUCUUGUUUUAUUAAGACCUUGUAACAUGUUGGCCUGUUUGCUGCUAUUUGUACAGUCAGUGUGUUGUUUUAGUCUCCUACUAAGGUAAUCAUUUAAGUAGUCUAAAACUUCAGCUUCAACACAUUGCUCUUUAAUAGCUCUUUACCUAACCCUGAGGAACCCCACCAGGGACCAUUGGUGGUUAGUUUUCUUUACCACCAUUCUUUUACACUUACCACAACUGCAGCUGUGCUUGCUCAGCUCAACUGAACAUUAAGAAAUCGGAGGCAGUAUGAUUGAAUACCUAAGAACAUAAAAGUAAGCUUGUUUAUAAACAAAAUGACUUUUCCCUACUUUGCCUUCAACACAUGACUUAAAUACAUGAUGAAAUAUUACAAGAAAACUAAGAGCUUGACAUAAUGAUGGCACGUCAAUUGUAACUUUGUUUUUGCAGUUUCAGUCUGACACCUCCAGAUCUUUAACAGACAAAGAAACGUGUACAUCCCACAUAUUCCAGCAUAUUUUUUGUAAAGUAAUAUAUUCAUAGUGCAUAAAACACAAUAGUUUUGUGUUUUCUAACAACUGACUGAGGUAUGUUAUGUUUAGUUUUUUUGUGUGGCCUUGGAAAAGCAUUUGUUGACUUUGCUGCGAUUGGUUCAUGUUAUUACAAUUUUUGUGUUAGUAAUUUUUUUAUUUCUAAAACAUAAAUUUUGUAAUAGUUUUUCAUUUGUGUUAAAAUAAAUUGUUUACCAAACCAA
Molecule: messenger RNA, 6421 nt
Organism: Girardinichthys multiradiatus
Lineage: Eukaryota; Metazoa; Chordata; Actinopteri; Cyprinodontiformes; Goodeidae
Product: carnitine O-palmitoyltransferase 1, liver isoform-like
Exons: 19
Coding region: 1-2472 (823 amino acids)
Biological process (GO): fatty acid metabolic process; carnitine metabolic process
Cellular component (GO): mitochondrion
Molecular function (GO): carnitine O-palmitoyltransferase activity
Source: RefSeq, a predicted model, not a curated record